AUGGCCACAAUCUAUGUGAAGAGAAAAAUCGACGCGGCAGAUGGGACAGGCUAUGGGUUGAUGGUUCCUGACGAGGUCGUUGAUCAUUGUCAUGGCGCACUUACUACCAAACAUGUGUCCACAGGGAAAGAUACGAGCUCUAUGCGAAAGAUGAGACAUUUCUGGAUCUUGUCAAAAGGCCCGACUGCGGACACCGGUGAAACCACUUUUCGUUCCAUCAUUAACAACUUCUGGCCUAGCUUUAAGCAAGAGGUCGAAAGCGAUGAACGAAACAUUCGACCUCAUGCACUGCGGUGCGUUCUCUGCGCAGAGCUCCUGCUCACCCAGCCAGGCCAGGUCCGGUAUGAUGGGCACUGUCCUUGGAUCCUCCCUUGUGGACACAUGCUGGGCUACAGCUGUUUGCAGAACAUGGCACAGGGAAUUUGGGGUUUCUUUGACAAGAGUCUGGACUUGUCAUGUCCCAUCUGCCAUGCUGACAUUCCACUCCAAGGAUGUGGCUGCAAAGCUAUGGGAAUGCAAGCUCCUCUCGACAAGGAAUUCUUUUCCACUGUCUCCCCAGUUUCGGCUGAAUGUGGCCUCACAGCUACAAGUUGCGGAAUCUGUCAAGGUAAGUCAGCCCUCCAGGAACUCCGCGAAGUCGCAGCUCUAGAUCCUCCCAUCCUCGGACGAGGAGAGACAAUGAAUCUAAGUCUUACCGUAGAGCCCUCGUACCUUGGUAUUGUCUACCAGAAAGACCAAUACCAGUUGGUCAGCCCCGGUGACAAUCGAGCCAGGAGGCAGAAGAUGAUGAUGGAUUGGGAGGUUCCAAAAUAUGUGAGGGAUCUUUGGGAGGAUUAUGUCAAGACAUGGUCUGAGCAGCAGCGGCUAUGGAUCUUUCCUCACCCCGGCUUCUUUACCCUUUGUGCCUCUGUGGAGAAAAAGGGAGAGAAGAAAGAAGGAGAGGAGGAAGAGGAAGAGAUGGGAUUAUUGGACAGAAUUAGGGGUAUGUGUAUGGACACAGACACAGAACAAACAGUUUUCCUCAAAUAUCUCACAGUUGAGUUGUAUUCACCCCCACAGGAGGCUACCCAGAACUAA
Molecule: messenger RNA, 1077 nt
Organism: Fusarium venenatum
Lineage: Eukaryota; Fungi; Ascomycota; Sordariomycetes; Hypocreales; Nectriaceae
Source: RefSeq, a predicted model, not a curated record